AUGCCUACCAAAGAUGGUAAAGUAAAAAAGCUCGAUCUUGAAAAUGGUGGUGGUUCUCGUUUAUGUGAUUGGUUUAACAAAGAUAUGUCUUUAAAUGAUAUUUAUCGUCUUAUUUUCAACAUAUUCAAAUUAGGUAAUUUGACGAAAAUAAAUGUUGAUAAUUUCAUAUCUCAAUUUUUGUUUUAUGGAUCACAAGCAGAUACUGAACUUGAAACGUCAUUAUAUGAUUUUCAAUUGCAACCAUUGGAUGUCAAUCAAUAUGAAACAUUUCUUGAAACAUCUGUAAAAACAAGAACGAAUUCAUCCAUAACAUCAAUUGAAUAUAAACAUGUCAAUAAAGAGAAACAAGAUAUUAAUUCAGAACAAAUUGAUAGCUCGUUAUAUGGUAAAGCAUGGAUAAUUGUCGAUUUUUUUUUAAUGAUUUAG
Molecule: messenger RNA, 426 nt
Organism: Rotaria sp. Silwood1
Lineage: Eukaryota; Metazoa; Rotifera; Eurotatoria; Philodinida; Philodinidae
Source: the annotation of a GenBank genome assembly